CACUGCCCAGGCUCGGACACCUUCUCCACUGACUGCUCAGCUCUGGCCCGAGGAGGGACGCACACGGGCUUUCCACUGUUAAAAUAAAAAAAAUAAAAAAAAAUUAAAAAAAAGGCCAUGAAGACCGUCAGGUUUCUCCCUCUUGCUCUCCUGGUGACUCUCCAGCUCAUCCCAACAGUUGUUUCAGAUCAAACAAAUGAUGAAGCACCACUCAUAUCAGAGCCAAAGGAAGCAACGCCAAAUACCUUGCCACCAACUGGUGCAGUGUUGUUAUCACAGACCUCAGCACCCUCUGCCACCAGGUCACCCGCUGUCAACAAAGCCCCAGCCGAUGAAGGACGAUCUGAUACGCAAGAAAAAAUCCAAGAGCGCAGUACGUUGAACACGACUGUUAGAGCCCAGUUGGGAUCAACAACUCUAACAAACUUGGUCACACCAUCCCCAUCUCCACCCAAAGACAGUGGAACUCAGGCUCUCCCUGUAGACGUGGGUAAAAAUACCACAGAGACACCAGUCCCUACUAAGGAUGGACAUUCAGCAAAGAAUGAUAACUCCUCUGGACCCUCUAUGAAGAAUGAGAUGUCAGAUGGUACAGUGUUGCCAGCACAGACCUCAGCACCCUCUACCGCCAGGUCACCCGCUGUCACCAAAGCCCCAGCCGAUGAAAGACAAUCUGUAACAGGGCCUGUUGGGAGGAACAUGAAAACCCCAGAAGCUGAAAAAGGUGGAUCUUCUCGCCCCCCAGUGCAGCAGAACCAAGAUGAGUUGACUCAAGUGAAGGGCAAAGAUUCUCAGACCGGCUCUGAGGAGAAAACACCUCCCAAAUCAGAUAAACGGCUGCUGUGGGUCCUCUUGCCUGUCCUGUUUGUCAUGGUGGCAGCUAUCCUCUUCAUUCUCAAAUUCAAAUGCAUUAAGGUCCACAAUCACACAGAGACCAUUGAUAAUGGCACUGAAAAUGCCUCUUUCCAAAGCAGGCCUGAAGGCACCAGGGAUGGCGUCAUGCUUCUCAGUGUGAACUCAUCAGGUGGAGGAGAAAAUGAUUCUCCGAGAUAAAAAGAGAGCGGGACAAAUCUCACCGAGACGGACCAACGGGCAAGUCAGACCCCCCCCACCCCCUCAAACAGAUGGUCCUGAACAAGUGUUUAGUCUAUUUCUAUUUGUUUCCCCCUUCUAUUCCAACUUGAUAUGAGUCAAGCUCAAACCUUGACGCCAAUCAAGUGGUCGAGGUCAAAGCAGGCCUGUUGUGAAUGAGGAAAUGUUAUAAGUGGAUUUGUUCAUGAUUCUGUAUCCAGAAAAGGACGAAAAAUCUAACCAUCACAAUUCCACGUACACCAUCUAGAUUAUUCUUUGAAUGAACUGGGUUGACUGGGAUCUCAUUUUUAUACUAUUUUUAUACACAGAAUAGCAUAUUAGGGACCUCUGACAAGAAGGCUUUCUCUUGGAUGAUCCCUGCUGCGGAGGACACCACAGAUCAGAAUUAAAAUGCAUUAACUAUCUCACCAUAGGAGCGCUGAUCAUUUAUCUAUUAAGUCACUAGGAAAAUUAUGCAAUCUAAACUAGAGACUUUACCUCAGGGCUCUUAUUAAAAGUAAUGAUAGUAGUUAUGACGAUAGUCUUUCCCAUAUUGCAAAUAACUAAAUCACUGCCUGAGGACUGUCAAUUUUUUUAAUCAUUUUAUUAAACUUAAAUUAAUUGCCUGAUAAUGUUAAUGGCUAUCAUUACACUUCUUAGCAUCUCGAAAAAUUUCACAGCCCACUCAGCUCAACUCACAUAACCCAGUCUCAUGUAAUAAACCACUGCACACUAGUUUUCGUUUGAUAAUUAUCUUUUUGUAUUAGUUGCCCAACAUUUAUGUACCUUGCACUGUUUUAUACAUAGGGGGAAAAAAAGCUGUUAAAAGCAAUUUAUUUUGUCGUUGCUUUGAUAUGUGACGUCUUCUCUUGCUAAUGAAGGCAUUCUGUGGAAAUAGAUUUUUCUUUCCUUUAAGUGUUGCUUCUCUUUCCUUUCAAUACAUCCAAGUUAGCUGUUGUUUCUGGAAAGAAAAAAAAGACGUGGUGCAAUGUGUCCCCCUUUUGUCUAUCUACUGUAAACUCUUAACGAGCAAGACUGAACUCGGUGAAUAUUCACAUGGAGUCUUGAUGCAUGCACAAUAAUCCAGGUAAGGAAAUCACAGAAGGUUGAAUCAGUUCAUCUGGACACAGCAUUAUAUCACUCAUCUAAGUGCCAGGAGGAUUGCCAUGACGUCAAGCCAGGACUCCGCAGUCUACACCCAUCUACAGGCCAGUGGCCACACUUUCAGGGAUGAGGAUGCAUACAUCCUUGAUAAGGAGGAACACUGGUUUACGGGGAGUUAAAGAGGCCACCGAUGUUCAGAGGGAAUGACCAUCCUGGAACGGGGGGGGGGGGCUAAGAGUACAUCUGUCACCAUCUUACAAUGUUGUGAUUGCAACCAUUCCCAAAUCUUCUGUGAAUAAUACACAUGGCCGUUGAAACUCUAGUUAAUGCUCACAAUUUGCAUAUGAUACCAAUUGUUGGUUUCUGUCGUUAUGCCACUGUAUUGUUUAUAAGGGUGGGGAUACCUGCAGUCAGUUUAGACUCUAGAGGUCACUUAGAUGAGUGAUGAAACAUCUCUCUGUCAAUAUUUGGGUGGCCCAGUGGUUAGCGCUGUUGCCUCACAGCAAGAAGGUCCUGGGUUCGAACCCUGGGGUUGUCCAACCUUGGGAGUCAUCCCAGGUCAUCCUAUGUGUGGAGUUUGCAUGUUCUCCCCAUGUCUGCGGUGGGUUUUCUCCAUGUGCUCCGGUUUUCCCAACCAUCAAUAAGACACUCAUGUUAGGGUUAAUACUCUGUCUGUGUCACUGACCGAGGCAUGGCAAGACGGACUGGAGUUGGUCCCCGGGUGCUGCAGCUGUCCACUGCUCCUAGCUACACAGCUAGGAAGGGUUAAAUGCAGAGAAGAAUUUCUCCAUGGGGAUUAAUAUAGUAUAUCAAAAUCCAAAUCCAAACAAUAAUGUUUUGUCCAGAUGAACUGAUUCAACUUUCUGGGGGUCCAUAUGGAGAAUUAAGCUACUGAGUGCACUGACUGUGUUGUUUUCCCUGCUUUUUUUUUGUGUGACUUAGCAUUACAUUCAGUGUAUCUACAGAGUAUCCCAUUAGCAAAGGGAUGUAUGUUCUUAAGUAAAUGAAAUAAAUACUCAAGCUAUUUUUAGAUGAUUGUGUACAACACAUGACUGGAUUUGUUUUGCUGUCACCCACAAUUAAACUUCUCCUCGUA
This is a messenger RNA of Lampris incognitus (smalleye Pacific opah), 3271 nucleotides long. RefSeq lists its product as uncharacterized. Bases 118 to 1053 code for a protein of 311 amino acids. NCBI's taxonomy places the organism in Eukaryota, Metazoa, Chordata, Actinopteri, Lampriformes, Lampridae. The transcript has 14 exons. The record is from RefSeq and is a predicted model, not a curated record.